Molecule: messenger RNA, 3789 nt
Organism: Sciurus carolinensis (gray squirrel)
Lineage: Eukaryota; Metazoa; Chordata; Mammalia; Rodentia; Sciuridae
Gene: Spem3
Product: SPEM family member 3
Exons: 3
Coding region: 1-3789 (1262 amino acids)
Biological process (GO): sperm individualization; flagellated sperm motility
Cellular component (GO): cytoplasm
Source: RefSeq, a predicted model, not a curated record
AUGGGUGAGCGAGUCUACUAUGGAGCCCAGGUGUGCUCUGGCACCAAUCCCAGGAAGUGUCAGGACUUAGCAGAUUCGAUUCUUCUGAUUCUGGGCAGCUUCAUCUUGCUCAACGUGGGGAUCAAUGUGGUGAUUCUGCUCUGGAGACAUCUGAAGGGCUCCUUGCGGAUUCUUUUCCAUCAUUUUUUUCCCAAAGAUCCCAAGAAUCUGUGCUCAAGAAUCUCUUCCCACUUCCAUCGUCGCCCCAGCUUCCUACUCGGUCAGGCUAACCACCUUGACUCCUGGAUACCAGAUACAAAUGAUGAAAAGGUUUCUGGGUGCUGCUGGAUGCCACCUCAAUGUGGACAUACUGGGCUUCCCAUGGAGGCUCAAUGGGGAUUGUGGAAGGAGGGGAUGAUGGGAGCUGGGGAGGCUUCUCAAGGCACAGCCUUGAAGACCCAGGCCUCCUUGUUUCCCAGGCCAGGGAUUUCUUCCCAGUUCCCGAAGAUGAGCAAGUUGGACAUGGUUCCCCUCGGUUUACCCCAGGAGGGCAAGACUAAGGCCCCAGACUAUGGCACAGCCCAUACCACAGCCCAGGCCAGGACCCACUCCUCAGCCCACACCCCUGAGCACAUCCCCACCCAGUCCCUGACCCACAACCCAGAGUGUACCCAUGCCCAGGCCCAGGGUCUUGAGCAUACUUCAACCCAUACUCCACCAGCUCAUGCCCCAGCCUUGAUCCCAACUCCUACCCCAGCUCCCAGCCAAGCCAAUGCCACAGCACCUACCCCAUCUCAUGCUGCAGCUCCUACCCUAUCCCAUGCCCCAGCUCCUCUCCCAGCCCCUACCCUGGUCCCUACCCCAUCCCAUGUGUUAGCUCGAACCACACCCCGUACACCACCCUCUACUCCAGUCCAUACCCCAGCCCCUGCCCCACCCAGGGCCCUGACCCAGAGCCAAGUCCACAUCUUAGCCCAAGCUUCAACCCAGGUCCAGAAACACACCCCAGCCCCUCCCUCAACCCAGGUCCCAGCCCCUCCCCCAACCCAGGUUCCAGCCCCUCCUCCAACCCAGGUCCCAGUCCCUCCCCCAGCGCAGGCCCCAGCCCAGGCUCCAGUCCAGGCCCCAGCCCAGGUCCCAACCCAGGUCCCAGCCCAGGCCCCAGCCCAUGCCCAAGCCCAGGUCCAAGCCCAGGUCCCAGCCCACACCUCUGAGUACACCCACUCUAAGGCCCACAUUCCUGAACACACUUCAGCCCACAUCCCAAUCCACAUCCCAGCUCAGGCACCUGUAUAUGCCUCAGCCUCUUCCCGGGGUCACAACCCAGUCCACACCGUAGGUGAGGCUUGGACCCACUCCCAGGCCCAAGUACCUGAGUGCACAUCAGUUCAAGCCCCAGCACGCACUCCAACCCAUUCUCAUCUAAUUAAUUCCUCUUCCCAUACGGGGAUGCCUGUUCCAAACCCUGCCCCAGCACUGGUCGUGACCCUGAAUACACCUCUAGCCCAUGCUCCUGUCCCUGCCACCACCCCUACCCCUAACCUAACUCCUACUCCUUCUACCCUGCCUGCCUUUGGUCCCAGUCUCUCCACUGGCCAUGUGGUCUAUGAUGCCCGUAGGGUAAAGCAGAAUGUCUUCCAUAAGUGCAACCCUCAGAACUCUGGAUAUUCCAGAAAGAACUUUGGGACCCUCUCCAGGCCCCAAGAGAGGCAGGGUCCGGCAAGUUCUGAUACAUCUGAGCAGAUAUCAAAACAACAUGGUGAAGACAGUGCCCAGCCUCCUGCAGGAUCUAUACUGGGCUACCUGGAGUUGGGGAACAUGGAAUGGAAGAUAUCAGAUGAUGGCAAAGACAAGAAAUUCUGUCAACCCAAGACCUUCCCUUACUGCAGCUUCCAUCCUUGCAGUUCUGAGAAGAAAAACACAGAAUUCCAGCCACCAGUUUAUCCCAAAUUCCUGGUCUAUACCCAGGAUGUUGCUCCUUCUAAACAUUGCCUUCAUUCUCCAACUAGUGCUCAGAGCUCUGUGUCUACCUUUCCUCCACCAUGCACUCUUUCUCUGCCACUUGUUCCUCCCAAAACCUUUGUCCUUUCUCGACCCAUCAACCAUCAGAAGCCCUCCAACUUAAUACAAGCACCCACCUCUCUCCCAACCUCUAAAUCUCCUCAGUCUAUCCCUGCUUCCCACUUCCCCAUUCCUCCCCAGUUCUCUACCAUUUCUCAAUACUUGAUCCAAACCCAAUGCCCUGAACUUCAUGAGAAUCUAAGCCAAACCCAAGAUCCUGGCCUCCAGAGGACUCCAUGCCUUUCAAAAGACUCCAGAGUUCCCAGAAACCCAGGCAUUAUUCCAAAUCCAGGCCUCCAAAAGUUCCCAGGCCAUACUCAAAAUCCUUAUCUCUGCAAAAAUUCAAGCCCUUCUCCAGACUCUGGCCUGCACAAGAAUCCAGGCAUUGCCCAAGAUUCUGGACCCCAAAGGAGUCAAAGUAUUACUCAAGAUACUGGUGUCUUUAGGAGCCCCUGUCACACCCAACCCUCCAGUCUCCACAGGAACAUACCAUGUACCCAAAAGUCUAACCUUCAGAGUUUGGGCUUUAUGCAAGACUCUGGUGUCUCUAGGAAUGUUGAACUAAACCAAGGCAAUGUAGUCUGCAAAAAUCAAGGUCUCCCCGAAACAAAUGACCUCCAAAAGAGGCCAGGCCCUUCUCAAGAUUCUAGAGGUUAUAAGAGUACAGGCAAUGUCCAAGAUUCAGGGGUCUGCAGGAGCCUAGGCCAAGGUUCUAGACCACAGAAGAGUCCCUGCCUUGUCCAAGACCCUGAGAUCAACAAGAACUCAGGAUUUACCCAGGAAUCUGGUCCCAACAAGUGUCCAGGUCCUGUCCAAACCUCUGGCCUCCAUAAGGACCUCACCCAAAACUCAGGAGACUAUAAGAAUCUAGGCCUUAUCCAAGACUUUGGAGUCUGCAGGAUUCCAGGUCUUACCCAAGAUUCCAACUGCCAUAAGAGUCCAGGUCUUACCCAAUCCACUGAAGUUGAAAAAAGAUUUAUUCUUAUCCAAGACAUUGGAGUUUUUAGGAACCCAGAACAAAGCCAAGAUCCUAACCUCCACAAGUUCCCAGGAAUUAAUCAAGAUCCUGGCCUUCAUAAGAAUCCAACUCUUGCACAAGACUCUGGCCGCCUCAAGACUCCAGGACUUACCCAGGAAUCUGGUCUCCACAAGGAUUCAUGCCAUAUCCCAAAUCCUGGCCUCCACAAGAACCCAAGCCCUGCUCUAUGUACUGACUCUGUUCAAGUCUUAGGUCUGCUUCAGUCCCCAAAGCUAACACCAUCCCUGAAGAAAUCAUUAAUACAUGAGAUAGCUCCUCAGAAGGAGGAUGCAGAACAGCAUGUAUCAUGGACUUCUGUCCCAAUUAAUCAAAACUGCCCUUCCAAAAUCUCCACUGACCUGCCUACCUUCUCAGAAGUACCUGUACUAGUUGAGCUAAAGCCAUCCUCCCGGAGAACAGACAACCAAGACUGGGUAUUCCGCCCUGUGGAUACAGUUUCUUCAGCCUUCCAGAGCUAUCGCCAGAUGUCCUUGCCUCCCAAAAUCAACAGCAGACCCCACUGUCCUGGACCAGGCUAUCGGGCUGGGCAUGUGGUCUUCGAUGCCCGCCAAAGACAGUUAUCAGUGGGCAGGGACAAGUGUGAAGCUCUGUCUCCCAGGCGCCCCUGCCAAGAAGCACCCAGCAACUCAGGGGAGACCAUCAAAGAGUGGAGAUAUGAGAAUGUGAUGAGGAACUCAGACAUAGAGGGAACAAAGUUGCAUAAGGAAUAA